GACGGUGGCGUUUCGGGCCGUUGUUAGCGAGUCUCACGCCCUCCAUCUCCCUUCUGGCGUCAUCGCGCGGGCGAUUCUCUCACCCUUGUCCCCGAAAACUACGGAAUGCGGAGCACAGCGCCGGUUAUACUUCCCUCAUGUGUUAGCUGAGAAGGUCAAAACAGUCACCUCCAGGGGCAAGAUAUUCCAUAGGCAGAAACAGUGGCAGAGAAGGCUCUGUCAAUUGAAAUUAUGCUUGCUGACUGAAUGCCCAACUCCUUGGAGGAAAAAAUCUAUAAUGGAUCCUAGCUCUGAUUACCACUUUCUUCAUCGUGUUUUGGGGAAAACUCUACACAUCACAUUGAAAUGUGGCACAUUCCAGGGGAUAUUGCAACAUGUGGAUUCCAGUCAGUGUAUCUUUCUAAACAGAGUUAAGAAUUUGGAAAAUGGCAGAAAUGUACCUGGAAUAAAGAGGUUCUUUGGCUAUGAAAUUGUUAAUGUGGAAUUGCUCGAUGACCUAGAACAACCUGCUGCAGAAAGAAAUUUCACUCCUACUAGAUCCAGGGAAUCUCCACUUACUAAGUUGUCUGAAAUCAGCCAAGGAUCACUGCGGGAUCAAAGCAUCCAUAGAGCUAAUCUUGUUUCCCCAGUGAGCCAGCAACUCUGUUUGGGUAAUGUUAAGUAUAAGUUUCCUGAUAAUUAUCAAACAUUCACUUCAGUACUUAAUUUGUAA
Molecule: messenger RNA, 712 nt
Organism: Notechis scutatus (mainland tiger snake)
Lineage: Eukaryota; Metazoa; Chordata; Lepidosauria; Squamata; Elapidae
Source: RefSeq, a predicted model, not a curated record